Molecule: messenger RNA, 4758 nt
Organism: Psammomys obesus (fat sand rat)
Lineage: Eukaryota; Metazoa; Chordata; Mammalia; Rodentia; Muridae
Gene: Gpr101
Product: G protein-coupled receptor 101
Exons: 2
Coding region: 319-1827 (502 amino acids)
Biological process (GO): adenylate cyclase-activating adrenergic receptor signaling pathway
Cellular component (GO): membrane
Molecular function (GO): G protein-coupled receptor activity
Source: RefSeq, a predicted model, not a curated record
GGUGAGGGCACCGCGCUGCCUAAAGAAGCCGCGCGCCCCCGCCACAGCUCAGAGCUUGCGGCGCAGCGCGCUGGGUGGAAGUGCGGGCACAAGCUCUGUGCCCCGCUUCUGCCGCUCAAGCUGCUCCUUCCAUCCGGUGGGAGCGCGAAGCCUCCUCUGGCCCGGAGGGUGGCCAGAGGAUCACGAGCCCUGAGGGCUUGGUCCUCAGCUACUGUGGCGCGACACUUCCAGCAGCAACAGCAUAGAUAGUGGGCAGUCUCGUUGCCCACUGGUGCAGACACUGGGCUGCACCUUGUCUCCUGCCUGCCUGUCAACACCAUGAUAUCCACCUGCACCAACAAUACUCGAGACGACAACAACAGCAGCCAACCGUGCAUGCCUCUCUCCAAGAUGCCUAUCAGUCUAGCUCACGGCAUCAUCCGCUCCAUUGUGCUGCUUGUCUUCCUCAGCAUAUCCUUUGUGGGUAACAUAGUGCUGGGUUAUGUAUUGCACCGUAAGCCACAGUUGCUGCAGGUGACCAACCGGUUCAUAUUUAACCUCCUUGUCACUGACCUGCUGCAGAUUACUCUUGUGGCCCCCUGGGUCAUGGCCACCUCCAUUCCUAUCUUCUGGCCUCUCAAUAGCCACUUCUGCACUGCCUUGGUUAGCCUCACCCACUUAUUUGCCUUUGCUAGUGUCAAUACCAUUGUGGUGGUGUCAAUAGAUCGCUACCUGUCCAUCAUCUAUCCUCUUUCCUACCCAUCCAAGAUGACCUACCGACGUGGUUAUAUGCUCCUCUAUGGCACCUGGAUUGUGGCCAUCCUGCAGAGCACACCUCCUCUCUAUGGAUGGGGCCAGGCUACUUUUGAUGAGCGUAAUGCCCUCUGUUCCAUGAUCUGGGGAUCCAGCCCCAGCUAUACCAUUGUCAGUGUGGUGUCCUUCAUCGGUAUUCCACUGGUGGUUAUGAUUGCCUGUUAUUCUGUGGUGUUUGGGGCAGCCCGACGGCAGCACGCUCUCCUGUACAAUGUCAAGAGCUACAGCUUAGAGGUGAGAGGCAAAGACUCUGUGAAGAAUGAGAAUGAACAAGGAACAAAGAAGAGGGAUGAGUGCCAGGAUGAGAAUGAGUUCCAGUACCAAGAUGAAGCUCAGGCCAAGACUAAGGAAAGCAGUACCAAGGUGGAAGACAGUCCUAUGGAAGCCGAGGACAGCAGCAUGAAAGCCAGAGAGAGAAGCCUGGAUCUCAGUACAGGGAUCAUGGAGGCCAAGGGCAGUGAAGACGGCAGUGAAAUUCAGGCAAGCAGCCCAAAGGUAGAUACUGGCUGCACAGAGGUCAAUCAGUGCAACAUUGAUUUGGGUGAAGACGACAUAGAGUUUGGUAUGGAUGACAUCCAUUUCAGUGAGGAUGAUGUCGAGGCAAUGAAUAUGCCUGAGAGCCUUCCACCGAGUCACCCAAACAGAAACAGCCACCCGCCAUUGCCCCGGUGCUAUGAGUGCAAAGCUGCAAAAGUGAUCUUCAUCAUCAUUUUCUCCUAUGUGCUGUCUCUGGGGCCCUACUGCUUCCUGGCAGUGCUGGCUGUGUGGGUGGAUGUCCAAACCCAGGUACCCCAGUGGGUGAUCACCAUAAUAAUCUGGCUUUUUUUCCUGCAGUGCUGCAUCCACCCUUAUGUCUAUGGUUACAUGCACAAGACCAUCAAGAAGGAAAUCCAUGAGGUACUGAAGAAGUUUACCUGUAAGAAAAAUCCCCCUGUAGAAGACAGCCACCCUGACCUGCAUGAAACUGAAGCUGGCACAGAGGGAGGUACAGAAGGCAAGGUUGUCCCCUCCCAUGAUUCAGCUACUUCACCUUAAAGUUAGCUCUAACGCAAAUGGUUUAACUGUACACAUACAAAAGAAGAAGAAACAAACAGAAAACAAGAGCAGCUUUCUUUUCAGUGCACCCACCCACAGUCUCAUUAGUGCCAACCUUUACCAUUUCAGGCAAACGUGUUGCACAAGCAUCCUUUUCUAUCACAUGGCAGAUAAAUUAGGAAGAAGUAAGGACUUGGAUCUUUCCUGAAAGGUGUAAGCCCGUCAAAGCAUGGACAUUAGGAUCUCCACCAAAUAUAUAUAUAUAUAUAUUAGGCUCUGAGUUCCCUAAAACAAGGGCUAUAUGGUUUGGAACUGUUCUUGGUAUUCUGCCUGCCUCCCCAGAGCUACAACAUGGCAGCUUUGGCUCUGAGUAAAAGGGAAAGUGAUGCCUAGGGACAUAAGGACUAUCGGGCAUUCAGGUCAGGAACUUAUGGGCUGUGGGGGCUACAUAUUGUGCUGAACUGAAAGAAAAGCAAUUGAGCAAAUUACUUAUGAAGCCCAAAAAGCAGAGCUAGGUGGACUGAUCAUCACAUGAGCCAAUUUCUGUACUGAAGAGCCCCACAAUAUGGUGCGAAGACUAUAGUGCAAACUACAACAAAGGGGGAUUAUGUACUUAGACUAUAAAGAAAUCCCCAGAAAAGGGCAUACGGAAAAUGAGGGUCUAAUUCAAAGGAAGAAAUGGAGAAACAAGAUGUUUCCAUGGACCUAAACAAUUGUGUUUCUUUUUAUUUCUCUCUCUCCUCUCUUUCUCCACGCUCCCCUACCCUGGGUUUCUACUUGGGCUGGAACUGACCUCUGUACUAAUGGAAGAUUGUUGAUUAACAUAAAUAUCUUUUGUCUCCUAUUUUAGUAAGAGUAGGAAAGAAAUCAGGCCAUUAUUUUACUAUUUUCUUUCUGUGACUGAGUUGGAAUGCUCAUAACAAUUCUCUAGACCUCUGCCAGCCAUUUGUGUUUUAAUUUCUUUUAUUUCAAACUGACUUUUUGGUUAAACAGUAUUUUCAGGGUUGUUUUUUUUUUAAAGAAAUUCACAGUAUGAAUGCCCAAAGUUCUAGAAAACUCACACUGCUAGUCAAUUUUAUGUCCACAGGAAGACUCUAUUAUCUCUGUAACCUCAUAAAAAUGAAGUAGGUUCUCCAUAUGGGGAUAAACAUGUUCCUUCCUCCAUGCAUUUAUUUCUUUUCAACCUCUGGCUCUCUCUAAAUCUUGUUAAGUACUCUGUACAAAUGCAGGGGAGAUUACAAGUGUCAGAAAUGACAGAAAGGCUUGUUUCUUAUAAUACCUAGGUAAUAUUUGAACUAUUCCAAAGAAUCUGAAGAUCAAAGUAUCUGAAUCAAAUAUAUCUUAUUGAUUACUAUUGAAACAUACCACUUGUGAUAUGUAAAUUAUCCCCAGGGCAAUUACCCAAAUAAGUUUUAAACUAUCAAACUCUAAAAUCACUUUGGGCAAGGAAAAAACUAACAUAUUUUAGAAAGCAAAGGACAUAUUUAAAGGCAAAAUAACAUCCAACCAAAAACCGGUAAGUAAAUUAGGUAUUGAAAGGAGAUACUUACUGUUAAUAUGAAUGGAGGGAAGGUGGAGGAAUAUUUCAUUAAGAUGAUUAAACAGAAGGUUGUAUGUGACAGUGUGUCAUAUUCAGAGUUUAACAUUCUAGUGUUGUCUUGUCUUUAUUAGAAUUCAAUUUUUCACUUAAAAAUGCCCUUCAUUUAUACUUUAUCUCUUCCUCCUCCCAGAUUCCGGCAUGAACUUUUCAAGGGGGAAGGUAAACGGCUGUGAAUCAUGGAGCUGUAAGAUUACCUUACUCAGAAUUCAGGGGAGUUAAUAGAAGCAGAUAGUACUGAACUGAACUGUCAGAUCAGUAUGUCCAUAAGAAGUUUACCAGUGUCAACUCAUUUAGAACUUGUGAUAGCCUCAGACAAGGCAUGGAAUCUACACUAAAUCCUCACUCUACCAUUUAUUUUUCCAAAAUUUUUAUAGCAAAUUAGUAGUCAAAUUUUAGUUUUUGACUACUGAUUUAUUGAUAAACUUAUAUUGGCUCAUACUUAAAAGACAUCUGGGUGAAUUGGCUUUUUUGAUCAAUUUUCUUGCUUUGUUUCUUCCUGGUUUGUAACAGAGGAGUUCAGAGAUGGCAGUGCCUGUUCUAUUAGUAGAAAUGCUUACAUCCUUACAUAGAAAAGGGUAUUUCAAAUGUGUUUUCAAUAUUUUAUUGAAACUGAACUUCUUGUUUUAUUUUUGAAGCUCAACCCCUUCAAAGUGUGACAAAGAAAAUUGUUUGCCAAAAUCUAAAUGGAACCAGAAUCUGUAUGAGUGUGGUAAGUCCAUUUGACAACACCCACAUCUUCCAGGGUGCUGAGAUUCACCUGCUCCUAGCAUCAUUUAACUUUUACUGUUUUAUUCACUGUCCAUUCUUUUGGCAAACAGGAUUCUUCAAAGGUGAAGACCUUUUGAAAACAGUGUGGAAAGGACGACCUUUGAGUUAAAGGCAUUCUGUCUUGAUGACAUUUUCUUUUAAUGAAUGAUAGGGCUUCUGGUUAGCAUGGAGGUGGCAACUGCUUCAUGUUUUGGGCUGUUUUGAAUAAAGAACUAUCAACUUAAUGAGGUUUCACUAUACAAAAUGUUUUGCCAUUUAAAAAUAUGAAAUCACACACAAAAGUCAUCAUUACCUUCCCAGAUCAUCAUAGCCAAUCAUUUUCCCAAAAUGUUUUUAAAGGAUAUAUUAUUUUGUCAAGACCAUUACAAAUGUUCAGUAAAAAAAAAAAAAAAUCCAUUGAAUUGUGGCCAUGGAUUAAACAAGGAAAAGGGAUCACAGGCAUGGUCAGAAAGUAAAGGUAUUUUGUGUCACUUGUGCAGCUCCAAUCUGAUUUAGAAAUGGUGAGGUAUCUACUUCAAGUUCAGCAGGUAAGGAAAGAUGUCACUUUAGGGUUUAUAAGAAAG